Messenger RNA from Aureobasidium uvarum, 2790 nucleotides. The record is from the annotation of a GenBank genome assembly. NCBI's taxonomy places the organism in Eukaryota, Fungi, Ascomycota, Dothideomycetes, Dothideales, Saccotheciaceae.
AUGAAACGGAAAAAAGGCAACAGAGAAGCCUCUGGAACCGUCAAACGUACCAAAACCAGUAGUGAUGCUGUUGAUCGCGGUCCUCAACAUACUCCUUCCAUCCUCCGGCUAUAUUAUCCUCAAGUCCUGACUCUACGGGAAUAUCUGUUACAAGCCAAGACAUCGAAAAACAAGAAACGACUGAUUCUUAACUACGGAUCUGAUACGGCAAAGAGUUCUCAAGACGCAGAUUCUGAGUUGGCCAAACUUCUGGACACCAUUCUUAUUGGAUGCCAUGAUGUGAAGACGGAAGAGGAUGAUACUGUCGACUACCAGAACGACCUCAGCAUCUUCUCAACGCAAGUAUCCGAGUCUACAGCCAGGUCUUGUGGCUCACAGGCACAACUACCCUUCGCCGAGAUAGUUGAGUUUGUUAUCUGGCGGCUCUUUCGUCAGCAUACUUCUGGGCAUCGUCCGCCUCAUGUUCUUUGUCACGGGUACUACUACGAUGGUCUCGGAGACGUCAGCAUCUUGGUAAAACCAAAUAUUGAAGGUGAUCGUGAAGACACCUUGCUGGACAGGAAUGAGCAUGUCGACAGACUGAAGGGAGAGGGCUGGGCUGGCUUGACGAGGUUGGUUGGNAGCAAAGGUACCGUCACGCUCAUCCAGCUUUUACAGAACUGUGGCAUGUUCAUGCCUCUUGAGAGUGGAAGAAAUAACUACGUCCAGAUCAGUGGCGUGGAUCUUUCUGAACUGCGGACAGUGGACAAGAACAACCCAUCGGGCGGUCCGAAACCAGAUGGUGGUGCAGCUUUGGCCGUUCCUACGGUUAGCAAAAGCAAUACUUCACCCAGCCGCGAGACCAAUACCCCAAACACGAUCCGGUUUGUGCGACACCGUAUCUUGUACAGAAAGCCUGAUCUCAACGCGAAAGGAGGAGCGUAUUUUGACAUCUUGAACCGUAUCGGGAACCACGAAGAGAUAGACAAGAAUGCUCACUUUCUGAAGUAUAUCUUUCCACGACAGUUUGGACUGCACAAUGUCUUCACUCAUGCAGUCGAUAUGAAAAACUCAGCUCAGCCAUUAAAAGACUAUACCCUACGCGAGCAGGAAAUCAAGUCAGCAAGCCGAGCCUCCAAACAGCGAUCUGUGCCAAAGCGGCUACGUGGAGAGUGUGAGACUCUCGUCGACCAUCUGCGCACCCGGCAUGAAAGAUGUGCUUAUUCGGCAUUGCUGCAGUAUUACUGUCCUGAUAUGUGGACACAAGGCGACAAUAUGAAAACCGAAGACCACAGCAUCAUGAAAUUGGCGACAUCCUCUUCCCAGGUAUCGGCCUUCUGCAGAUCGGUGAUAGCCAAAGUGUUUCCAGGCAGACUUUGGGGCGAGGGAGAGGUAGGAGCCGCAAACAAAGCGCAUAUCAUGCAUCAGGUUGACCGCUUUGUCAAACUGGGUCGAUAUGAAAGUCUGAUGCUACACGAGGUCACUCAAAGAAUCAAGAUUUCUAGCAUUACUUGGCUCAGACCGCCGAACGAGCCAACGGGCAGCAAGAUGUCAGCUUCCGACUUUACAAAACGCAAAGAAAUACUUGCCGAGCUUCUCUAUUAUCUCUUCGACUCGUUUCUCAUCCCUCUCAUCAGCAGCAAUUUCUAUGUCACAGAGUCAUCCGCUUUUCGCAACCGUCUCUCGUACUUUCGUCAUGAUGUAUGGCAAAAGCUGUCGGAACCGGCUCUUGCUGGGCUGAGAACGUCCAUGUUUGAAGAAGUCGGGCAAAGCAAACUGAAAAAGACACUCUCGAAUAUGUCGAUUGGCACUGGCCGUGUGCGCUUACUGCCCAAGGAGACUGGCCUUCGACCUAUCAUCAACUUGAAGCGCAGAGUACAGACCAAGAGAAAUGAAGGAUACACAAUCACGAGAUAUGCCCAGGUCAAAGCCCUAGGAGACUGUAAUUCUACCGACAACCAGCCUGCAAUCAUGCCCAAAGCUUCAUGGAAGUUCAAAGGCAAGGCACAAAUCACUGACCAGAAAGAGAUAUUCUCUGAUCACGCUCGGAAAGAAGCCGAGGCUGCUUUAGGUACUGUCUUUGUGGAUCUCGAGGGCAAGACACACAGAAGCCGUGCUGGUAUCCUUGCGUUACUCAGAGAACACAUUGAACGCAACAUCGUCCAGAUUGGCAAGAAGUUCUACCGGCAGACUACUGGCAUACCACAGGGCUCAAUCGUUUCGAGUCUGUUGUGUAACUUCUUUUACGCCGACUUGGAACAGAGAGUGCUGUCUUUCUUGCAGAAUGGCGAAAGUCUGCUUCUCCGCUUGAUUGACGACUUCUUGCUCAUCACCACUAAUCGCCAAACUGCAACCCGCUUCGUUCAAGUCAUGCAUCGUGGACUUCCUGAGUAUGGAUUAAUGGUGAAAGAGGACAAGUCGAAAGUCAAUUUCGAUGUACAGGUCGACGGAAGAGAUGUGUCCAGACUACCUGCAGCUACCGAGUUCCCAUACUGCGGUAAUGCUAUCAACACGGUUAAUCUCAACAUCACCAGAGACGAGACCCGACGACAGCAAAACAACAUGGCGGCAGCCACGACAGUCGAUUUCUCAAGAUUCCCAGGACAGAAUUUCUACCGCAAGACAUUCAGCAUGUUGAAACUGCAUAUGCACACCAUGCAUUUGUGCACCCGGCACAACCACAUCGGAACCGUGAUCGCCAAUGUAUCCCGCAUGUUUGCAGACACGGCGGAACGGUGCUUCAACUACAUCCGCUGUCUCUCACAGACCAAGAAGCCAUCUUCCGCUUUGAUUAUCACUAUGGGCUCAUGA